Cantharellus anzutake is the source of this 699-nucleotide messenger RNA. RefSeq lists its product as uncharacterized. The record is from RefSeq and is a predicted model, not a curated record. The transcript has 5 exons. Lineage: Eukaryota; Fungi; Basidiomycota; Agaricomycetes; Cantharellales; Hydnaceae. Bases 1 to 699 code for a protein of 232 amino acids. Gene Ontology annotation, cellular component: cytoplasm; membrane.
AUGAGCGCGCCUAACGCAGUUACACGCAAGGACAUUAAUCCCUUGCUCGCCAAAUAUCUUGCAAGCCUUGCUGCGAGGCCCCUCCUGACGAAAGCUGUUACCGCCGGCGCACUGUCGUUUGUCCAAGAAGUCCUCGCCAACCAUUUAGCUGGCGUCAACCUACCUGCCCCCAAAUCAGCCAACCCCUUGCGCAGCUUCACAGCAGCCGCCAAGAUAGACAGUAGAGCAUUCAAACUCGCCCUAUACGGCUUCUUUAUCUCUGCUCCUCUCGGGCACUACGCAGUCGGUUCUCUUCAAAAGUUUUUCGAAGGCAAGAAUGGUCCAUCAGCAAGAUUUCUGCUUCUGCUAGGGAACAACUUGUUUGUUGCCCCUCUUCAAACUGCCGCAUACUUGACAUCUAUGGCCGUGAUCGGUGGAGCAAGGUCGUCGAGCCAGAUCUUGGCUGUGCUCAAGUCUAAGUUCUUCCCAGUGCUCAAGAUGACGUGGGCGAUCUCACCCAUCGCCGUGCUUACAGCACAGAAAUUCCUUCCCCCAGAGACAUGGGUUAUCUUCUUCAACCUCGUUAGCUUUGUGAUGGGGACUAACCUCAACACCGCCAUCAAGAAGCAAAAGUUGAAGGCCUUGGCAGAGGAACAGGCCAAGAAAGAACGUGAAGCAAAAGAGAAAGGUGGGAGUGGGGUCGAGUCAACUCGUGUCUAG